UCGCGUGCUUUGGCUCUUCGACAUUUGAUGUGUGUGUGUUUGAGUGUGUUUUGCCGUAGAAAAUGUGCUUUCCGGGGGUGUUUUGUGAGUGUGGAUUUGUGCAUGAGCAGUGAGAGUAACACAACACACGCGCGCGAUUUUCCGGUGCUUUUCGGCCAAAUCUGCAAUUCGUAGUGCGUCGAAGUCUGGAGCAAAAGGGUGAAACUUUUAGUUUGACUGCAACACAAGAGCUGUGAAGUUCGAAUUUUACUCUCUUCUCUCAAAAUUUUUCACACACUCCAUCCAUUAUUGUAACUUCAGCCACAGCGAAAUAAGCUUUCUUCUUCUCUCUAAUGCAAUAAGUCUGCAUUUAGUGUUGUUUUGUGCAUUUCUGGGACUUCAAAUCGAAUUUAAGCGGAUCUUUGUUCUUCUUAUUCUACAAUAAAACCUGUGAUAAAUGCAAUCGAAUGUGUGUUUGUGUGUGUGUUGAGGAAAACUCCUUGAAAAUUUGACCCCAUGACUGGUGUAUAGUUAAGUAACUGUGUUAAGGCUAAGGGUGGGUAAAUUUAUGGCAACUACUGACACACCGUGAAGAACACACUCUAGAGAGAGACAGAGAGAGAGAGAGAGAGAAGGAGUGAGAGAUGAGGAAAUAAAGGUGCUUUAGUGAAUCGAUAUGAAGGGGUGUUUGCAAGUGUUCUCACAUAAAUAAAGUGUGCUAAAAAAGAGGCCUGAAUUUCUCAAGUGAGAAAUGGUUGAUUUGCCAUCGACGUCGCAGCGAACGAGUGGCGAUGUGUUGAAAAUGAAGCAAUUCAUGGGUCGAACGCCGGGAAUAAUUAAAUCGAAAUUUUUAUCAGUAAUAGGCAGUAGUAAUGAAAUUUUAAAUGGCAUUUCCAGUAAGCUCGAGGCGCUGAGUUUGAGCUCGUCCACGGAGACAUCGAGAGAGACUGAGGACGAGUACGAUAUCUUCAAGCCACAGCCGAUUCCCAAGAAGACAGAGCCCAGUCCGCCGGAUUCCACGAAGACGAAGAUCGAGGAGGAGGAAGAGGACGAGUUUGAUGACUACAUGAUAGACUUUGAGGCGCGCAGAGUGAAGGAGAGACGAGCUCACGAGGAAAUCCUGUCAGGACGAUAUCGACAUCCAAACAUUGUUCCCAGAUUGACGUCGGACAACUUCGACAUGGCAGAUUUGAAUCAUCAUGCGAUUUCCUCCUCAAUUUCCACGGAUAUCAGCAAUUGCUCGAUUGACUCCAAGUCACUGCACGUGGAGGAUGAGGAUGACACUGAGAAGGCGCCGCCGUCGAAGGGUGGAAAACCACUUCAGCCUCAUCCGGCGAUAGAUAUUCAGGCGCCCAGCGAUCGGGCGACGCCUGUGGAGGAGAAAAUGAAGCCGGAAGUGAGCAGUAUCUCAACCAGCGAGUAUGAUCUCUGUCUGCCGAGUGGCGCGAGCUGUGAAUCGUCUGAUUUGAGGGUGUGGAUUCGCUCGGAAUCGGUGAAUUCUGUGCCCUCGUGGGCUUCCUCCAUCAGUCUCGAUAGCCAAUCGGAGGAAGUGGUGCUGGAAUUCAUGAGGCGCUUCCUCACCACACUCUUUGACAAUUCCGGAGCGAUAAGUCUGGAGUUGAAGUCGGAGUUUGGACAAAUGGCACGCACUGAGGCGGGACGAUUGUGGUUCUCACGACUCGUGAAUGCGCAGCGCGUGAAGUCGAAGAGAGUGGAUGAGACGACCUUCUAUUCUCUCGUGCAGUACUUUGCCAUUGUCCUGUUCGAGUGCCACGAGAGUGAGGAUUUCUCACCGGCGAAGAGUCUCAUGAACAUGUGCUUCACUUUUUACCACGAGAUCACAGUUCCGGGGAUUGAACCGUAUCGAGAGUACUUGUACAUCUACUUGAGGGAUCAGCCAAUUUGGCAUUGUCUGCGAUUCUGGAAUGCGGCUUUCUUCGAUGCUCUCCAGUGCGAAAGGGCGCAUCGUCCGGUGCCGCAGACGAAGAGGCGGGGAAAGAAGGGUGUGAGCAGUUUGCCUCAGAGUGACUUUGAUCGAUCUCUGUCAGUGUCCUCCAAGGAGGAUGAGGCAGUGAACGAAGAGGGCGAGCUAAAUAUCGAUGAGGACAACAUUGAGGAUAAGAAUCAUCUGUUUGAGAUCACGGAGGAUGUGAAGUUUCAGCAAAACAUCACUUUUGGCCAAUUGGGGACUUUCACAUGCAACAUGCACGCCUUUGGCCUGAGCAAACAGCUGUGCCUUGAAUUUCUUCGGAAGCAAUGCACCAUAGCAAAUCUGAGCAAGGAGCACGAGAAACUCCUGCGAGACAAUAUUAAUCGCAUGUAUAGAGAAACGGAGCGUUGGAGCGAACAGUAAGACACUCUCUCUGAACACACAUUGACUAAACACAUACUGAGUAUGUUUAAGAGACAAAUUUGUACUUUGCAAACCAAUUCCAACACACUUUUUCAACUUACAGUCUCUCUUUGCGAUGUUCACAAGACAACGAAGGCAAUUGCGAUGGUUAAUUUUAUUGCUGCAAGUGUACUUUAAUAAUCCUCUUAAUUAUGUAUAGAGCGUUUGAAAUUCCUCUCAUUUUCCAAUUUGUAGGCAUUUAAGAGACACGUUAAGAUGGUCUUUUAAAAGCGUGCAUCGAGUGCGGUGCAUGUCUCGGAUGAAAAUCUUUCUCCUCUUUUGUGGAGUUGAUCGCGCGUAUGCGAAAAGUAUUUCAAAUAUAAUUACUUUUUAUACAUUAUGUGAAGAAUAAACAUUGCAAUAUACAAA
This is a messenger RNA of Phlebotomus argentipes, 2740 nucleotides long. RefSeq lists its product as uncharacterized. NCBI's taxonomy places the organism in Eukaryota, Metazoa, Arthropoda, Insecta, Diptera, Psychodidae. Bases 731 to 2332 code for a protein of 533 amino acids. The transcript has 6 exons. The record is from RefSeq and is a predicted model, not a curated record.